AACAGAGGCGAAGGGUCGAGAAUUCUGGAAUGGCUUUUUGCAGCCGGCACUGCACUGCAGCCCCAUCGGGCGAGGAUCACGUGGUGGGUGGGCGGCUGUGGAUUGUAUUGUAUUGUAAUUGAGCUGUAGCUGGGGUGUAUUGUAAUGUACAGCAGUCACCUACACUGUUUGUUCUCCCGAUAUCUGGAAGCCACGCCAGGUUCGAGUGACUUUCUCCGUUUUUGCUAUUGAUCUUCUUAUAACGUCUCGGUGAUCUUGACAAGUGGUAGGGAGACUGGUAGAUGAUAGCCACAGUAGGCUUGAAGUCCCAGCACCUGCAGUGUAACUGAUCACGUGUGUCGGUUCAGUUGAUGUAUCUACCUGCAUCAACAGCCCCGUCAGCCAGCUCGCUCUACCUUACUUACCCUUGGAUUUACAACAUUGACCAAGCACAGCUCUCCCUGCAUCUGCCCCCAAGACAGCUAUGUUCCCCAAGCUCCGAUCCUAUCUCUCCAAGCCUCCUCCUCCCUCCUGCACCUUCCAAAUCCUCUCCGACCUCCACCUCGAACUCAACCAGCAAUAUGUCUCUUAUGAGAUUCCUGCUUGCGCUGAACAUUUGAUCCUCGCAGGCGACAUCGGCCGUCUGGCUGACUACGAGCAUUAUCGCGAUUUCUUGCAAAGACAAACAGACCGCUUCAAGGCCGUCCUACUCAUCCUCGGCAACCAUGAGUUUUACGGCCUGUCGAUCGCCGCGGGGCUGGACAAGGCCCGGCAGCUGGAGCAGGAGCCCUGCCUGCACGGACGGCUGAUCGUCCUCGACCGGACACGAUAUGAUGUCCCGGGGUUUGAUGUCAGCGUGCUGGGCUGCACGCUCUGGUCCCACGUGCCUGAUGGAUCGCGGGAGAUUGUGCAGGCGAAGAUUCGGGAUUUCCGGAAGAUCGAGGGGUGAUACUUAAUACUUCGAGGACUUGGGAUUGAGGUUACCAGGAAGUUGAAAGAAAGGGGGGCCCGGGGGUUCUCCCCCGGAAUACUUAAUACUUCAAGGACUUGGGGUAGGGGGAUACCAGGGAGUUGAAAAGAAGGGGGGUCCGGAGGUUCUCCCCCGGGAUACUUUAUACUCUUAAGCGCUUGGGAUUGAGGUUACCAGGAAGUCGAAAAGAAGAAGGGUCUGGGGGUUCUCCCCCGGAAUACUUUAUACUUCAGAUUGAGGUUACCAGGAAGUUGAAAGAAAGGGGGGUCCGGGGGUUCUCCCCCGGAAGGGUAUAUUCUAGGAUUUUAUAUUGAGAGGGCACUGUUGAAAGUAUAGGUAAUGGUGAUGUUUCAUGUAUUGUAUCUUACCGUGCUGUAAUGACUUGGGUGGCAGCCUCAGGCGGCAGUGGCGGGCGGUGGAAGG
Aspergillus brunneoviolaceus CBS 621.78 is the source of this 1372-nucleotide messenger RNA. RefSeq lists its product as uncharacterized. Bases 464 to 928 code for a protein of 154 amino acids. The transcript has a single exon. NCBI's taxonomy places the organism in Eukaryota, Fungi, Ascomycota, Eurotiomycetes, Eurotiales, Aspergillaceae. The record is from RefSeq and is a predicted model, not a curated record.